AUGCCAAUCAAUCCUGAAGACCUGUUGGCAAGAUUACAACUAAAUGAUGAUGACUUGAGAGACAUCGAAACGACUUUCAAAGAUGGUAAAGAGGACCUGUCGGAAUGUGUGAUUUGUAAAGAAGAUAUAUUCGAUAUCUUACGAGAAGCGGAGAAAGAUAAUAAAGGUGGAAUGGAGGGUAGUUUGAGCUUGUGGGUAUGUGAGUUAGCAAGUUGUGGAGCAGUAUACUGUCUCUCAUGCGUUAUAAGAUGGACGACCGAACGCUCAGAAAUACAUUGUCCCUCAUGUACCAGGCCUUGGGAUGCUGUGACGAUGCAAUCGCAGAAGGAUAGUUAUGAAGAAAUGAAUUUUGAAUGGCACCAAUCCAAGACCUGA
This is a messenger RNA of Kwoniella mangroviensis CBS 8507, 375 nucleotides long. RefSeq lists its product as uncharacterized. The record is from RefSeq and is a predicted model, not a curated record. Lineage: Eukaryota; Fungi; Basidiomycota; Tremellomycetes; Tremellales; Cryptococcaceae. The coding region runs from base 1 to 375 and encodes 124 amino acids. The transcript has 2 exons.